CUCUUCACCCUAUCAUAUAUUCUCUCCUCCUCUUUCCCUGAAAACCCCAUAGACAUUUCCAUUGACAUCAAAUUUCUCUUCAUUAGCCUCUUCUUGAUUCACAGAGAAGAAAACAACUAUGGAGUAUUGGCCUGUGGAGAUCACGCUUGUCUCAGCCAAUGAUCUUAAAGAUGUUAGAAGGUUCUCCGAGAUGGACGUCUACGCCGUCGUUUCCAUUCUCGGCGAUCCUGGCAAGGAGCAGAAGCAGAAGACACCCGUCCACCAAGAGUGCGGAUCACACCCUAAGUGGAAUUACACGAUGCAUUUUGUCUUCAGUGAGGCUGCCGCCACACAGAACCAACUCACCCUCGAAAUCAAGAUCAAAACCUUACGAACUCUACUCAGCAGCAAAAAGGUCGUCACAGUGCAUGUUCCGAUCAAGAAAUUGUUUGAUGAGAAGACCGAAGAGAAUGCCGCUAAAUUCGUUACCUACAAUAUCAUGAAUCCGAACGGGAAGAGCGAGGGAACUUUGAAUUUUUCAUACAAGUUCGGCCACAGAUUCACUGGUGUUGCAUCGCUUCCGGGAGAGAAGAAAACAACUAUGGAGUAUUGGCCUAUGGAGAUCACGCUUGUCUCAGCCAAUGAUCUUAAAGAUGUUAGAAGGUUCUCCGAGAUGGACGUCUACGCCGUCGUUUCCAUUCUCGGCGAUCCUGGCAAGGAGCAGAAGCAGAAGACACCCAUCCACCAUGAGUGCGGAUCACACCCUAAGUGGAAUUACACGAUGCAUUUUGUCUUCAGUGAGGCUGCCGCCACACAGAACCAACUCACCCUCGAAAUCAAGAUCAAAACCUUACGAACUCUACUCAGCAGCAAAAAGGUCGUCACAGUGCAUGUUCCGAUCAAGAAAUUGUUUGAUGAGAAGGCCGAAGAGAAUGCCGCUAAAUUCGUUACCUACAAUAUCAUGAAUCCGAAGGGGAAGAGCGAGGGAACUUUGAAUUUUUCGUACAAGUUCGGCCACAGAUUCACUGCUGUUGCAUCGCUUCUAGGGGGUUCAAGUUCGGGUGGGAGUACGGCGCCGACGGGUGGGAGUACGACGCCGAAUCUGGCAGCUGCAGUGCAACUGUAUGAGCUGUUUUCGACAUAGUUGGAAAGCUACGAUGAUGGUGAAUUGGAUGACGAUGAUGGUAACUGUGAUUUCUAAUUUCUGCUUUCUUUAUAUAUAUAUUAAAGUCCCACAGGCACUGAAAGUCAUUUUGCAUGUGAAAAAUGUGUAUCCACUUUAUCUAGUCUCAUAUUAAUGUGUAUCCGGUAUGUGUUUAUAUAUAUAUAUAUACUGUCGUGCCCGCG
Messenger RNA from Tripterygium wilfordii, 1326 nucleotides. RefSeq lists its product as uncharacterized. Gene Ontology annotation, biological process: defense response. The record is from RefSeq and is a predicted model, not a curated record. The transcript has 2 exons. Bases 119 to 1123 code for a protein of 334 amino acids. Lineage: Eukaryota; Viridiplantae; Streptophyta; Magnoliopsida; Celastrales; Celastraceae.